AUGGCAUCGAAUGAACAGUCGGUCUACCUUGGAAUCUGGACCAACUGGUCUCAUGGCGCCGUGGCUGGACUGACCUACACAACCACGCUAGAGAAUGGCGGGUUACUCAUCGCUUUCUUGGCUCUUUUCGUUACAUUUACCGGCACGUGUUUCUGGAGCAUUGUAUCCUUUACGGUCCAUCAAACACUAAGCCGGCAAGCACCCCAGGGUGCAAUUUACCACCAGCAACAAGCAAUACUUCGCAGCUCCGAUACUAGUGCCGCUGCACUAUGGCGGCUGGUAAAAUUGUCAUGGGCUUGGCGCAAGAUCUCUUUGACUACCUCCGUCAAAUCGACUUCAAUACCGCUGGUGGCGAGUCUGGCUACUUUUACCGCAUUUGCUGCAGCAGGUAUCUUUUCCUCGCGAGUUGCCACGUCAAGGGGAGGCGAAGUCCUCAUCGUCGGUGAUAAAUGUUCCACCUUCAACAGCUCUCUCUUGAACGCAGAUAACAUCGCCGCGAGUCAAUACUAUGGUGCUAGCAGGAUCAGAUCGAGCUUCAACUACGAGGCAAACUGCUAUUCAGCACACGGAUCAACAGAGGGUUGUCGCACCUUUGUCCGAAGUGCCCUUCCCGUGACAGUCACAACAGGUGGUCCAUGUCCAUUUGCAGGACAGGACGCAAUUUGUCGGUCUCAGAAUGAUUCUAUUCGCCUAGACUCGGGCUAUCUCAACAGCCAUUACGACCUGGGAAUCAACUCGCCGCCUUCUUCCAGAUUCCUAUACCGCACUGUCAACCAAUGUGCUCCUAUACUUAGCGAAGGCUACAUUCGUAACCAGACUACGGAAAAUAGCAAAACCUUGAUAUAUCAGUAUGGAGAUAACCCAACUGAAUGUGGCGACGACGCGAAUGGAUGCAGUAUGAUUUUUGAUUACGGAAUCGGGUAUUCAAGUCGAACAGCACGCAAUGAGUACACAGUCAGCUCUAGUGCAAUCGCCAAUUGGCAAUCGGUGCCAGAGCUAUCCUACAUGAUUAAUAGAUGGCAGCCGAUACCUGAGCUUAUGGUACAAAAUGCCGAUAUCGCUGUCUUUUUCUUGGAAUUAGACAGUAUUGUGUACGCCACACCUGUCUCUGAUCCUUGGUUUACGGCACAAGAGGGACCGUUCAAUUCUUCUACAACCUAUGGCAACAUCACCAGCUAUUUCGGUGACCAGUCAGCGAAAGCACUAGCAUGCGCUCAACAAUACCAGUUUUGCAACCCGACGCUCCCCAAAAACAUAAGCUGUACGCCAUUGAUGGGGAUAUUUGAAGCAGCAAGAAUAGCCUCAUCGACCAUAUUCACGGAGCCACAUAACAAAGACGUCUUCGGAUGGUCUGCACUUGCGAUCCAGUUCAUGGCAAAUGGGUUCACUGAGAUUGUUACCAUCUUGAGAGGCGGGGCUCUUCUUGCAAGCGACACCCUCUCCGGAGUUGGUCAGUAUGGUUUACCCAACAACCAGUGGGAGAUUGAAUUACAGCAUUGGUUCAGAACCACCUUGGCCGACCUCCAGCGCGCAAUACUUGAUCAGGCUACUGGGCCAGCGGAUCCAAACGCAACCUCUUUCUACUCGCCACCUACAUCCGCAGAGGCACGUGCCGUUUGCGGCAACCAAAAGAUCCGGUCGGACUCCUACACGUCUUUCAACGUACUUGGCUUAAGCGUCGUUUUCUCUAUUGGCGGUCUCAUCAUGCUCAUCUCAGCGUGUCUACCGGCGGCUACUACAAGGAUACAGCGGAACCGAAAGCCGUUUUCCAGCCUGGAAUGGAUCUCUAAUGACACACUGCAGCUUCAGCGACUGGCGCAUGAAGCGGUCGGGGCAGGGGAUUGGACGGGUGCUCGCGAUGACUACCCACUCACACGAAAGAAUGAUCUUUUGGCUGUGCUCGACAUUGCUGACAGAAAGCAUCCCGUUCUUCGAUCUCAACCGACUUGCAACUCUUCUCAGACUGUUCAAUCUCAUCAAAAGGUUGAUGAUGCGAGUUCCAUACAAGCCCAGCCGAACAUGGACAUCAUGACAGAAAGAACGGCGAGUAGCCAAGGAACAUGCAGCGAGGGAAAUUGCGACAGCCGUAUGGAAGAGGGAAUAGAUGAUUCGAUACAGGCGUCUCUACUCAGUGUUGAGAUUCCACGCACGUCACUAGAUUUCCCGCACCGCUUUCCAGCUUAG
Molecule: messenger RNA, 2184 nt
Organism: Exserohilum turcica Et28A
Lineage: Eukaryota; Fungi; Ascomycota; Dothideomycetes; Pleosporales; Pleosporaceae
Exons: 2
Coding region: 1-2184 (727 amino acids)
Source: RefSeq, a predicted model, not a curated record